Messenger RNA from Helobdella robusta, 1185 nucleotides. RefSeq lists its product as hypothetical. The transcript has 2 exons. Bases 1 to 1185 code for a protein of 394 amino acids. NCBI's taxonomy places the organism in Eukaryota, Metazoa, Annelida, Clitellata, Rhynchobdellida, Glossiphoniidae. The record is from RefSeq and is a predicted model, not a curated record.
AUGACAGCAAUCACGUCAACAAACAAUAGCCACAUCACUUACGCUAACAGCAACACUGUUGGCUGUAGUAUUAAUGAAAGUAGAGGUUACAUCAAUUUAUUUUUUCCUCGCCAGAGUCCAGCGGCAAGCAGUGAGAAGCGAUGCAUUGGUGGUAAUUGCGACCAUUCGUCCAUUCAUCAUGAUGAUGCCUUCAAUGAAUUCAACUACAACCACAAUCAAUACGACUCCAAAGAAGCAAGCAUCAUGACCAGCAACGUCUCCAGCAGCGUCAACAGUGUCAACAACAAUCACACCAUCCAUCGCAACAACAACAGCAGCAACAACAACAACGGAACUCUGUCUUCAUCUCCUCUCACGUUCAUAGAUCCAAGCGACAUCAACAACAAAAACAUCAGCAGCAACAAAAACAACAAUACUCUCCAACGAUCGACAGCCCACGCACCGACAUUCAAUUCAUCAACAUCCACCCAAACAAACCGACCAAGUUCACCAUCGUCAUCGUCGUCCUCCUCAUAUCCAAAAAAAUUUCACUGGGCCAUAAUAUGCGUGUUGGCGGGUGGAGCCACUGUGGCCAUCAUAUCUUGCGUCGGCCUACUCUGCUGGUCCUUGCAUCGGUACUGUUGCGUGAGGCCGAGAGAUCGGGGAAGCUACCAAAUCGACGGAUGUCGUUGCGAUCCUUACUUCAAAGAACCGGAUCGUCCAUCCUCUGCUGCCUUCCGCUCCGCCGCCUUCAAAUCCAGCGGAUCCAGGUUGACCGUCCUUUCAAAUGGAAAAGUAGCUGGUAGUAGUAAUAGUAGUGGUAGCGGUGGUUGUAGUGGCAGUAGUCUUGGUGGUAAAACUAAUCACCACGAUCGCAAUCAUUAUCAGCAUCAUCAGCAGGAAAAAAAUUUGAGCGGGAACGGCGAUGGUGGGAAACACGGCGGAUGUGAAGUCAUCCUGGUGGACGGGAUCGAGAUGAAGUUCAAAGGCGAUUGCUUGCAUUUGAAAGAUGCUGACGGUGAAGAUGAAGACGACGAUUGUGCAGUUUUCAGUGGCGCUGCUGGUAGAGACGCUGGUGGUAGAGGCGCUGGUGGUGUUAGUUAUCUGUUCGAUAGGUGUAAGAACAGAAGGAAGGAAAAAAAAAAAAACAGAUUGAAAGAAGAUGCCAAAAACUCAAAAAGGAAAGAUAAAGAAUGGUAUGUCUGA